Pseudomassariella vexata is the source of this 1086-nucleotide messenger RNA. RefSeq lists its product as uncharacterized. Bases 428 to 1036 code for a protein of 202 amino acids. The transcript has a single exon. The record is from RefSeq and is a predicted model, not a curated record. Lineage: Eukaryota; Fungi; Ascomycota; Sordariomycetes; Amphisphaeriales; Pseudomassariaceae.
CUAAAAGAGCUUGGCCAUGCGAGACCACUUCACAUCCCGUGCCUUGGCCUUCGCCGUGUUGUUGGAAUGGCGGACCUCGACGGAACGGGCAGUGACGUUGCUGUCUCUGGGCUCGAUGGCGCGGGCAGUGAUAUUGCUAUCCCUCUUCAUCUUGAGGUGUCGGAUCUCCUGGGCCAGUUCCAGAGCCCUGGGCUCGGCGACGUUGACGUCGCCCAUAUCCCCAAUCGCUCUGGCCUUGACGUGGACCUGGGGGUCGAUAACAGCGGCAGUGGCAGCGAAGGCCAGGACGAGGUAGGUGAAGAACUGCAUGAUGAGCGAGCGGACGAUGAUAAUGAUGACGAAGUUGUCGAAGCGAGGUAGUGAUUGUUUCCUGGUAUAGUUGAAGUGGACGGCGGGUAAAGACAGCUUGGAAAUUAGAAUAGAAAUAAUGAAAAUGGCACAGCCACUAAGUGAAAUACAGCAGAUGGAGUGUAUUGGACGGAGAAGAUGGAUAGUAAGUCUCGACCUUGACGCAGAGAGACCAAGGACGACGCUGCUUCUUCUACCUGUAGGCUUCGAACGAUAUAUGGAGCAUCAUAAAAGUUCCUUCACUCAUUGUAUCAUCUACGCCGAGUGGCUUCUAUUGAUCGACUUCAUUGGCGAUGGGGGGACCAUGGGAGGAGCACUCUGUUCCGGCGCAUAUCUGGACAAGCUGCUGAUUCUAGUAGAAGUAACCGCCGAUCAUUCCUUCUUCCAUGGUUUAAGCUUCUUUUCCAUACCGGUUCCUGAACAUCCUCAUCACAUCCGAACCAACAGGCUGUCUCACAAUGGGCCGCAAAGCAGGGUCAACAGUCAGGGCCGUUGGGGCUCAGGGCCCAGUCCACCCCGUUCAAACCAGAUUCCCCCAAAGUCCACCUCUGCUGUGGGGUACCAACUACCGGGCGCUUGCAGGUCCGAACUUCUGGACGUGGGGCUGGUAUCCAUUUUGGGAAAAGAUGGGAUGAAGGCGAGACAAAGCACGUUCGGCGCAUUCUGGGCAUUCUGCGCAGGCUCCUGAAAAGACGUCAAUACUGGAUCCUGCUCUGCAAAAAGUUUUGUGUUUUGAUG